Molecule: messenger RNA, 17008 nt
Organism: Paramormyrops kingsleyae
Lineage: Eukaryota; Metazoa; Chordata; Actinopteri; Osteoglossiformes; Mormyridae
Gene: zfhx3b
Product: zinc finger homeobox 3b
Biological process (GO): regulation of transcription by RNA polymerase II; regulation of neuron differentiation
Cellular component (GO): nucleus
Molecular function (GO): RNA polymerase II cis-regulatory region sequence-specific DNA binding; zinc ion binding; DNA-binding transcription factor activity, RNA polymerase II-specific
Source: RefSeq, a predicted model, not a curated record
GCUCUCUCCUUUGCUGAAUCUUAUUGAUCCAGAAGGUGGCUAAUUAGCCCUUCCCGUCGUGCCUGUGUAAUGAAGCACAUGCGCACUGAAUUAAUCACAGCCAUUUUUUGCAGGAAACUAAUUAGCAGGAAUAAAGAUCCAAAGAGUUUUUUUCUUUUCAAUCAUCAGAUCUCACUUUCACCUCUUCCUCUCUCCCUCUAACACAAGACACAUCGCCUGCUUAGCAUCCAAAUUAUUUUUAUAUACCCUUUAGAACUAAUACUUCGUUUUUUACACUCCGCAACAACAAUGAUCUUUCUUUUGCCAUCCUAAAUGCAAACUGACCAAAAGGGACUGCCUUGAUGGGAUCUUUAGCCAAACCGUUUCUAUUCUGGAUUAAAAAGCGAGGAUCACAAAGCGGCUGCAAAAAAAUUGCCUGGAUGCGAUGAACGCCUCACGUAGGCAUCAGCAUGGAAAGCUGUGAGUCUCCCGUGAUUUCUGGGACAGACGAUGGGCUCACCGCCACCACCUCUCAGCAGGAGCAGCGGCCUCCCCAACCCUGGAACAAUCUCUCUAACUCUCAAGUCUCUCCCAGUGGCCAUCCCCUAUCCCUGGAGCCCCUGUCCCUGUCUGCAUCCUUCCCCCCCCAGCUCCAGGCUCCCGGUGCCCCUCCACAGGGGGUGAGGCAGCAAAAGCAGCAGCAGACGUGUAACUCGCCCUCACCCCCCGGUGACAGUUUGGCGGGAGGGCAGCAGUCGAGAAGGAAGGGGUUACACGAGGAGGAAGAGGAGGAGGAAGAGGAAGGAGGCAGCUGCCUGGAGGAGGAGGACUUGGAGGACAUGGAGAUAGACAGCUGCUUCCCAAGUCUGCAGGCCUUCCCGGCCGUGGCCCUGCCUUCCGGGGGCGGGGCCAUGCCCACCCUCCUGCGGCAGCGCCGGGUGCGGCGGAGGGAUCCCGCCGACAGUGGCAGCGAGGAGGGAGAGGAGGACGAGGAGGAGGAGGAAGAGGAGAGCAGCGAUGUAGAGAACCUAGCUGGAGAGAUUGUGUACCAGCCCGACGGCUCGGCCUACAUCGUGGAGAGCCUCAGCCAGCUGAUCCAAAGUGGGGGGGGCGCGGUGCCAGGUCAGCUCCCCAUAAACUCGGCCCCCAGCGCGGGGAAGCCAGGCGAGCCGGCCUCCACGUCCCCCUCGGUCUACCCUCAAAUCAUCAACACGUUCCACAUAGCCUCGUCUUUUGGCAAGUGGUUCGGCGCCCCAGACCAAGGAUUCCCCAGUACCUCAACCCUGGCGGGCCUGAGCCCCGUCCUGCACAGUUUCCGCGUCUUCGACGUGCGGCACAAAAGCAACAAGGAUUACCUGAACAGCGACGGUUCGGCCAAGAAGUCCUGCGUGUCCAAAGAUGUUCCCAACAACGUGGAUUUCUCCAAAUUCGACGGGCUGGCCCUGUACGGCAAAGGGAAGCCCAUCCUCAUGUGUUUCCUCUGCAAGCUGUCCUUCGGCUACACACGCUCCUUCGCCACGCACGCUGUGCACGACCACCGCAUGACGCUCAACGAGGACGAGCGGCAGCUCCUGGGCCACAAGCACACCUCGGCCAUCAUCCAGGGCAUCGGGAAGGACAAGGAGCCCCUCAUCAGCUUCCUGGAACCAAAAAAUAAGAGCUCCCCCACACCACCCACGCUACUGCCCAUCGCUUCUGGACAGAGUUUCUAUGGCACGUUCAGCGGGGUCCACUUAGAUACCGGGAGCAGCAACGGUGGUGGUGGGGCUCGGGGGGGAGAGGCUCUUCUCAAGGACUCGGAUUCAGGCCUCCAGCAAAGCCUACCGGGCUCCCUCCUGAAGCUGGGGGGGCUGGGCAGCCCUAAGCCGCCCCCGCUUACCUCAGCCCCAGGUCCUGCCAAAGACCCCAGCAGCCCGGCCCAGCUUGCAGGGAGAGCAGAGGGGCUCGCUGGGAAAGAGGGGACUUGUGCAGGGGAGGAGGCGCAGGGGGAGGUGGGCGAGGGCCCAGCGCUCCUGCUGAGAGGGGAUGUGGGCUCGGAGGAGGAGGAUCUGUUGCUGGAGGAGGAUGAGGAAGAGGAGGAUGACGAAGAGGGACCGGCGAUGGCCUGCGGCGGUGGUUGCGGUAGUGGCGCGGAAGUGGGGGAACUGGCUGUCUCAAACCAAAGCAUUUCCAAAUCUCCUUUAUUAAUGCCUAGUAGCGCCCCCCAGCCUUCUCCCUGCCCCUCUGCGGCCAGCCCCACAGCCAGCAGCAAGACCCCCACCUCCUCUUCAGCCCGGCCGUCGGACAAGGGGCCAGCCACAGACUGUAGGGGGAGGACCUCGGCGCCCCCCCUGAGCUUUAACUGCCAGGGCCCUGGUGUGGCCCCGGCGACGGCAGCAGCCACGCACGACGGGGCGUCCUGUCCGUCAGCCGACGCCAUGGCUGCCGCCUCCUCUCCUCCAGCCCCCCAUGUCAGCGCGGACGAAAGUGCCAAUGAAGACAGUGCCACAGCUCCUGAACCAAAUGACAGCCCGGCUGAGGGGGAGGAGGACGGUGGGGCUCUGCUGCACCAUCACCACCUCCACCACCACCAUCACCACCACCUGCACCCCUCCCCCCAUGCUCACGGCCACUCGCACCCCCAUGCCGGCACGCCCUGUGACCUGAUCGGCUUGGGCGAGUGCCCUCAGAACCACGGUGUGGGGGCCGGCGGGGGCAGCGGUGUGGAAUGCCCAAAGUGCGACACUGUUCUGGGCUCCUCGCGCUCCCUGGGAGGUCACAUGACCAUGAUGCACUCGCGCAACUCCUGCAAGACGCUCAAGUGUCCCAAGUGCAACUGGCACUACAAGUACCAGCAGACGCUGGAGGCACACAUGAAGGAGAAGCACCCGGACUCGGGGGGCUCCUGCAUGUACUGCAGCAGCGGCCAGAGCCAUCCCCGGCUGGCGCGGGGCGAGAGCUAUACCUGCGGUUACAAGCCCUUCCGCUGUGAGGUCUGCAACUACUCCACCACCACCAAGGGUAACCUGAGCAUCCACAUGCAGUCGGACAAGCACCUCAACAACAUGCAGACACUGCAGAACGGCGGCUCAGUCACCUCCUCCGGUGAGCAGGUGUUUGGCCAUGCCCCCGGGGGUGUGGUCCCGGUGCCCUCUGCCUCCCAGGCUGCCGCCCACCACCCCGCCCACCACCACCACCACACCACCCAGUCAGCAGGGCACGUGGGUGGGGCCUGCAGCGCGCCCUCCCCCACCAAGCCAAAAAGCAAGCCUACGUGGCGGUGCGAGGUGUGCGACUACGAAACCAAUGUGGCGCGCAACUUGCGCAUCCACAUGACCAGCGAGAAGCACAUGCACAACAUGAUGCUGUUGCAGCAGAAUGUGGCACAGAUGCAGCAUGGCCGCCUGGGCCUGGGGGGGCUGCCCUCGCCCUCCGAGGCUGAGCUCUACCAGUACUACCUGUCCCAGAACAUGAACCUCCCCCCUGGCCUCAAGAUGGACCCAUCCUCGGCUGCCGAUGCGCAGUUCUUGCUUGGCGGCUUCCAUCUGGACCCCAAUGUAGCUGCACUGGCGCCUGCGCUUGUAGGCGGAGAAAUGCCCAUGGAUGUGAGACUGGGCGGUGGUCAGCUGGUAUCCGAAGAGCUGAUGACCCUGGGGGAGAGCCUGUCGCAGACCAGCGACCCCUCCCUCAAGCUCUUCCAGUGCGCUGUGUGCAACCGCUUCACCACGGACAACCUGGACGUGCUGGGCCUGCACAUGGGCGCUGAACGCUCGCUGCCCGAGGAGGAGUGGCGUGCCACAGUGGGCGACUCGCACCAGUGCAAGCUGUGCCGCUACACCACGCAGCUGAAGGCCAACUUCCAGCUGCACUGCAAGACCGACAAGCAUGUGCAGAAGUACCAGCUGGUGGCGCACAUCAAGGAGGGCGGCAAGGGGAACGAGUGGCGCCUCAAGUGCGUCGCCAUCGGCAACCCCGUGCACCUCAAGUGCAACGCCUGCGACUACUACACCAACAGCCUGGAGAAGCUGCGGUUGCACACCAUCAACUCGAGGCACGAGGCCAGCCUCAAGCUGUACAAGCACCUGCAGCAGCACGAGAGCGUCGUGGAGGGCGAAGCCGCCUAUUACCACUGCACGCUGUGCAGCUACUCCACCAGGGCAAAGCUGAACCUCAUCCAGCAUGUCCGCUCCAUGAAGCACCAGCGCUGCGAGAAUCUGCGCAAGCUGCAGCGGCUGCAGAAGGGCCUGCCCGAGGAAGAGGAGGAGCUCGGCGCCAUAUUUACCAUCCGCAAGUGCCCCUCUGCUGACACCGGAGAGCUGAGUGAGGAUGUGGAGGCUGCUGGUGAGACCGCCACAGAUCAGGAGGACCAAACCAAAGACAGAGAGAGUGGGGGGGAGAAGGAGCUCACCAAAGGGACAGCAGCAUCCAGCCAGGCGGAAAGAGACCAGACAGAUUCCCCGAUCCCCUCCAAACGCCCUUUGUCAAGGUCGGGGACGGCAGAGAGCCCCCUCUCCUCCAAGCGUCCAAAGACGACAGACAAGUGUGCUGGAGAUCAGGUGUACCAGUGUCCCUACUGCAAGUACAGCAGCGGGGACCUGAACCGCAUGAGGAUGCACGUGAUGACGCAGCACUCGGUCCAGCCCAUGUUCCGCUGCCCGCUGUGCCAGGACAUGCUCAACAGCAAGGUCCACCUGCAGCUGCACCUGACGCACCUACACAGCGUAGCCCCCGACUGCGUGGACAAGCUCAUCUCCACCGUGACGGCAUCUGAAGUGCUGCCUGCGAGUUUGUUCAUGCCGGUUCCAGGGCUGGAAAAGGAGGGCCCAAACGCAUCGCUGACUGCAGGCAGCUCCAGCCCAGAUGACGCAAAGAAGCAGACAGAAACCUUGGACCUCCACACUGAAAGUGGGGGCCCACCACCUGCAGAAAUGAACGAGUCUCGCAAGUCGCCCUUGGAUGAGCAGCAGUCAAUGAAGGAGGAUGUUGGUGGCUUCCUGUGCUGGAAGAAGGGCUGCAACCAGGUUUUUUCUUCUUCAAGCGCCCUUCAACUACAUUUCAACGAGGUCCACAACAAGAGGCCGCAGCUGCCUGUCUCCGACCGGCACGUCUACAAGUACCGCUGCAACCAGUGUAGCUUAGCCUUCAAGACCAUAGAGAAGUUGCAGCUGCAUUCACAGUAUCACGUCAUCAGGGCGGCCACCAUGUGCUGCCUCUGCCAGCGCAACUUCAGAACCCUGCAGGCUCUGAAGAAGCACCUGGAGACCAGUCACCUGGAGCUGAGUGAAGCUGACAUCCAGCAGUUAUAUGGGGGCCUGCUGAUGAACGGAGACCUCAUGGUCAUAGGUGAUGCAUCUCUUGGAGAGGACCAGGGAGCACUUGGAGAAGAUGACAAGGAAGGAGAGGAGAGUGACCCCGAAGAAAAGCAAAGCCCAACUGGUAGUGACUCUGGUUCACUCCAGGAGGAUUCUGGGUCAGAACCUAAGCGUGCACUUCCCUUCAGGAAAGGCCCCAACUUUACUAUGGAGAAGUUCCUGGAUCCGUCUCGACCUUUCAAAUGCACUGUGUGCAAAGAGUCUUUUACCCAGAAGAACAUCCUCCUGGUCCACUACAACUCAGUAUCACACUUACACAAAGUUAAACGGGCCCUACAAGAGACCACUACGGGUCAGCCGGAGCCCACUAGCAGCCCAGACAACAAACCCUUCAAGUGUAGCACUUGCAAUGUGGCAUACAGCCAAAGCUCUACACUGGAGAUUCACAUGCGUUCCGUCCUUCAUCAAACUAAAGCUCGUGCAGCUAAGCUGGAAGCAGCAGGGGGUACCAGUGGCUCUAUGAAUGCAGUUAGCGCUGGAGGUGGAGGGUCCUCCGUAAGGACAUCCACGCCCAGUCCUUGCCCUGCCAAUUCCUCUGCAGCAAUGAAUAAUAGUAGUUCAUCUUCUACUGUUCAGAAUGUGCCAAACAUCCAGGGAGGAGGUGCACAUGCAAACCAGUCUACGGGCUUUGAAUCUCUUACAAAUUCCUCAGCAACAUGUCAUCCAUCCCCUUCUGAGAACCAUGAUACAAAGAAGAAGAAAUUUGCAGACAUGAUUUCUUCAAGGGGGCAGCAGCUGCAGCAGCAGCAGUUAGCCCAGGCCCAAGCACAGGCCCAGGCCCAACUACAGCAGGAGAUCCAGCAACAAGCGGCUCUUAUUCAGUCCCAGCUUUUCAACCCAGCACUCCUUCAGCACUUUCCUAUGGCAACUGAGGCUCUUCUUCCACUGCAGCAUCAACAGCUACUCUUCCCAUUCUACAUCCCUGGGGCUGAGUUUCAGCUGAACCAUGAAUCUAACCUCAGUGGCACCGCACUUGGUAUGGCCAGCUCUUCCACCUCCUCCUUGCUGGAGGACCUGAAGAACUCUGCCCAGCAGAGCCAGGCCCAAAGCUGCCUGCAGCAGCAGCUGAUGCACCACCACCUCCAACAGCAGCACCAACAGCAAGCCCACUCACAAGCUCAAGGGCAAAUGUCUUUGCUUCAGCAAACUGCGUCUCUUCUGCACCAGGCUGAUAAAAAGACAAAACAACAUAGUGAGAAGGACAGAGACGGGCAGAGGGAGAAGGAGGUACAUGAGAGAACAGAAGAUCACAUCUCUAAGGACUGCUUGGAUAGUAUGAAAACUAAAGACAAGAAGGAUCAACAGCAACAUAUUAUGAGUGGAAACCAUGAUCCAUCCUUCCCUCCACCUAGAAUUGCUUCGGAUGCUCGUGGAAAUGCCACAAAGGCCCUUUUGGAAAACUUUGGUUUUGAGCUAGUGAUCCAAUAUAAUGAGAACAAGCAGAAAGCACAAAAGAAGUCAUUGAUGGCUGGACCAACAGAGUUAAGUGGUCCAGGCAAUAUCAGCAGGGUGGUAGAUCCCUUGGAGGGACUUGAAAAGUUAGAAUGUGAAGCUUGUGGCAAGCUCUUCUCAAACAUAUUGAUACUAAAGAGUCACCAAGAGCAUAUCCAUCAAGCCUUCUUCCCAUUUCGUUUCUUAGAAAGAUUUGCUAAGGAAUAUAGGGAACAGUAUGAUAAACUAUAUCCUCUGAGGCCACAGACGCCAGAAGCAGCACCUCAACCACCUCCUCCACCGCCUCCACCCCCACCUCAGCGAGCUCCAACACCAAACAUUCCUGCCUCCACACCUUCACUCACACCGCCCAGUGUUCCUGCCGCACAGCCCUCAGUUCCCAUGACUCCGAUUCCCAUGCCGAUGGAUCUUCCACUCUUUUCUCCCCUCAUGAUGCAGCCUGUGCCUCUCCAGUCUUUGCCUCCACAAAUCCCUGCUCAGUUGCCCUCUGUGGAGCCAAGCCUAGCUACUGAUUUAGCUCAGCUGUACCAGCAGCAGCUCACACCAGCUAUGUUGCAACAGCAGCAGAACAAAAGACCAAGAACACGCAUCACAGAUGACCAACUUAGAGUCCUACGGCAGUACUUUGAUAUCAACAACUCUCCAAAUGAGGAGCAGAUCAAAGAAAUGGCUGACAAAUCUGGCUUACCCCAAAAAGUCAUCAAGCACUGGUUCCGGAACACCCUCUUUAAAGAGCGGCAGAGGAACAAGGAUUCUCCCUACAACUUUAACAACCCCCCCACAACCACUUUAGAGGACACCAAAAUUGAUUCAAAACCACCAUCUCCAGAGUCCCAGAAACAAGAGUGUUAUGGAAGCAAGAGGUCCUCAAGAACAAGGUUCACUGAUUACCAGCUAAGGGUAUUGCAAGAUUUCUUCGAUGCAAAUGCAUACCCUAAAGAUGAUGAAUUUGAGCAGCUCUCAAACCUGCUUAAUCUACCCACACGAGUCAUUGUUGUGUGGUUCCAAAAUGCCCGACAGAAAGCCAGAAAGAACUAUGAGAACCAGGGAGAUGGAGGUAAGGAAGGUGAGCGAAGGGAGUUAUCUAAUGAUCGUUAUAUCCGUACCACUAACCUAAAUUAUCAAUGCAAGAAGUGUAGCUUGGUCUUUCAGCGGAUCUUUGACUUAAUUAAGCAUCAGAAGAAACUGUGCUACAAAGAUGAAGAUGAGGAAGGGCAGUAUGACAGCCAGAAUGAAGAUUCGCUGGAUCUCUCUCAUGAAUACUAUACUCCAUCUGGAUCAUCCUGUCACACCCCAAUGCCAUCCUCAUCCAGCCUCUGCCCACUACCAACAUCCACUUCCGCUUUCUCCCACAUGACAUCCUCUGAAAAGGAAGAGGCCUCACCUGCUAAUGCAUCAAACUCUUUUGAUGAGAAGCCAAAACAAAUGAAUGAAGCAUCCCCUGAAUCUCAAGAGAACCAGGUAUCUGUUAAGCAGGAACAGCCACAACCUGAAGUACAGCCCCAGCGGCCUCCGCGGGAUGAGAAAGCCCAAGCUACCCCAAAGACUUCCAAGUUCUCUCCCUCACCCUCCCAGCAGCAGCAGCAGCAUUGUGGUCCUUCUGUGUCCCAAGCUAGCCCUGCUCCUUUACAUAUGACCCUCAAUCCUCUUCUGACCCCUUCCUCACAACAGCAGCAGCAGCAGCAGCUAGCUCAACAGAUGAUUCCCUACCAGUGCGAUCAAUGCAAGCUAAGUUUCCCAUCCUUUGAACACUGGCAGGAGCACCAGCAGCUUCACUUUCUCACUGUGCAAAACCAGUUCAUCCAUCCCCAGUUCUUGGAACGCCCCAUGGACAUGUCCUUCAUGUUGUUUGAUCCUAGCAAUCCUCUGCUCACAAGCCAACUACUUUCAGGAGCCAUGCCUCAGAUACCAACCAGUUCUGCCACAUCUCCCUCAGCACCCACAUCUACAAUGAAUUCCUUAAAGAGGAAGCUAGAAGAAAAAGCCAGCACCAGUCCAGGAGAAAAUGAUAGCACUAACAGUGGGGAGGAGCCACAACGGGACAAACGGCUCAGAACUACUAUUACCCCAGAGCAACUUGAGAUUCUAUAUCAGAAGUAUUUAUUAGACUCCAACCCAACUCGCAAGAUGCUUGACCACAUUGCCCAUGAGGUGGGCUUGAAGAAAAGAGUUGUGCAGGUGUGGUUUCAGAACACUAGGGCUAGGGAGAGGAAAGGGCAGUUCCGUGCUGUGGGCCCUGCCCAAGCUCACCGUCGCUGUCCUUUUUGUCGAGCUCUCUUCAAGGCAAAGACUGCCCUCGAGGCUCACAUUCGAUCACGCCACUGGCAUGAAGCUAAGCGUGCAGGCUAUAAUCUGACUUUUUCCAGCAUGCUCUCUGACCAAGAGGGAAUGCAGUUGAAGAUGGACCCUCUUGAUAUUUCCAGCUAUUCACAGCUCACUUCUUCAAAUGCUGAUGGACAGUGCUCUUCUCUGUCCCCAGUGAGCAAAAGCAUGGACUUUUCUCCCCGAGCCCUGCUGAGUCCUACUUCCAUUAAAGUGGAAGGAAUGGAGGACUUUGAAAGCCCAAACAUGUCCUCUGUCAAUCUGAAUUUUGACCCGAACAAACUGGACAAUGAUGACUGUUCCUCAGUGAACACAGCCAUAACAGACACCACUACUGGUGAUGAGGCCAAUGUGGAUAAUGACAGUGCAGACACAAAACAUGGCCACAAUAGCGGAGACUUUAAGUCAGGGGGCACAGUUCCCUCAGUUGAGAAUGACGACCAGAUGUCCUCAGGGCUGGUGAGCCCUGCAACAAGUUACAUCGCUAAGGACUUUGAAAAUGAAACUAUGGUAGACUACAGUGAGAACUCUAGUCUCGCGGACCCAUGUUCACCAAGUCCUGGAGCAUCUGGGAGCAGGAGCAUUGACAGUGGAGACCGCCCUGGACAAAAGCGCUUCCGUACCCAGAUGACAAAUCUCCAGCUAAAGGUACUUAAAUCUUGCUUUAAUGAUUACAGAACUCCUACUAUGCUAGAAUGUGAGGUACUUGGCAAUGACAUUGGACUACCUAAAAGAGUAGUCCAAGUAUGGUUCCAGAAUGCUCGUGCUAAGGAGAAAAAGGCAAAGUUGAGCAUGGCCAAACAUUUUGGCAUCAACCAGACAUCUUACGAGGGACCCAAAACGGAGUGCACUUUGUGUGGUAUCAAGUACAGCGCCCGGAUUUCGGUGCGAGACCAUAUCUUCUCUCAGCAGCACAUCUCCAAAGUGAAGGACACUAUUGGGAGCCAACUAGACAAGGAGAAGGAGUACUUUGACCCUGCCACUGUCCGUCAGCUGAUGGCCCAGCAGGAAAUGGACCGUAUCAAGAAAGCCAAUGAGGUUCUGGGAAUGGCACAGCAGCAAGCCAUGCAGCAGCAGGGAUUGUUUGACGGCCCUGCCCUGCAGGCUCUGAACCUUUCUUCAGCCUACCCCACUCUGCAAGCAAUCCCCUCUGUUCUCCUGCCAGGGGUUGGGAGUCCAUCCCUACCAGGUUUUGCUGCCUCAAAUACAGCUUUAACGCCUCCAAAACCUACGAACCUCCUGAACAUGCCCGGUGCCAGUGCUCCCUCCCCAAGUCUCCCCACUUCUGGAUUAUCCAACAAGGCCCCUUCCUCCCUGGCUUCGCCCAGCCCCACCCAGGCCAGUACAUCCACUUCCCAUUCCACGCCAACCUCCAUAUCCACCUCCACCGCCAUAACCACGCAGCUCAGCUCCCGGCCCGAACCCCCCAAAGAACGUGAGGCUGAGAGGUCCAGAGAGAAGGAGAAGGCUAAGGAGAAGUUGGAGAAGCAUCCCAAUCCCUCGCUGACAGGGAGUACACCGGCACCCUCCACAUCUGCUGCCAGUGCUAAAAAGGACAAGCCAGAUCCUUCUGUUCCUGCCACCUCCAUGCCAACGCCUGGCAUGGAGUAUGUAGUGGAUCCAGCACAGCUUCAGGCCUUGCAGGCUGCCCUAGCUUCAGACCCCACAGCUCUGCUAACCAGUCAGUUCCUUCCCUACUUCAUGCCUGGCUUCUCACCUUACUAUGCCCCGCAGAUACCCGGGGCUCUCCAGGGUGGCUACUUGCAGCCCAUGUAUGGCAUGGAGAGCCUGUUGCCGUACAACCCGGCUUUGUCCCAAGCUCUAAUGGGGCUGUCCCAAGGAUCCCUGCUCCAGCACUACCAGCAAUAUCAGCAGAGCCUCCAGGAGGCACUCCAUCAGCAGCAGCGGCAGUUUCAGCAGCAGCAGCAGAAGCAGCAGCAGCAGCUCCAGCAACCCAAAGCAAGCCAAACCCCAGCUCAAACCCAGCCCUUUGGAACCCCAGAUCGCAAAGACUCUGCCAAAGAUUCAACAAAAUCUGAAGAACAGAAAGGCGCUCCUUCCUGUGAGGCCUCAUCAUCAUCGUCAUCCUCUUCUUCAUCCCAUAAAAACCCCUCCUCCGAGCAGCACGAGAUGGAUCGCAAAAGUGCAGACCCCCCCGUUGACCAGUACAUCGUCCCUAAGGUGCAGUACUCGCUGGCAUGCCGCAAGUGUCAAGCAGUCUUUAGCAAGGAAGAGGCAGCCAUCAGCCACUUAAAAUCCAUCUGCUUUUUUGGUCAGUCUGUGGCAAACCUGCAAGAGAUGUUGCUUCGGGUCCCCAGCGGUGGGAGUGCAGGGGAGGGCAGCCUCUACGACUGCCUGGCGUGUGACAGCACGCUGGAUGGGGACCGAGCGCUCAGUCAACACCUGGAUUCGGCCUUGCACAAACACAGAACAAUCAAGCGAUCAGCCCGAAAUGCCAAAGAGCACGCAACUAAUCUAUUACCUCACUCUUCAGCCUGCUUCCCCGAUCCUGACACCGCAUCUACCUCGCAGUCUGCCACUCAUCCCAACAGCAGCCCCCCGCCCCCGCCCCCGCCGACAUCAUCAGCUGCCACGCCGUCCUCCUCCGUCUCUUCAUCCUCGUGCUCCUCCUCUUCCUCCUUCACUGCCGCCUCUCCGCGUACUACAGCCGCUGGCAAAACCUGGCCCCAGGUCCCUUUCUCCAGAGCUUUAGCUGGGAAGCCCAACGCCACUUCCACUAUAGCUACCACGUCUUUUGCUCCAGUGUCCUCACCUUCAACGGUUACCUCAAGUUCAUUGAGCACCUCAGGGGUUCAGACCUCGAUACCAACAGACGUCUUUACCGACGAGUCUGACUCUGACAAUAGUCAGAAGUCCGCGGACAGACUGGGCCUCCCGGCUGAAGAGUCGCAGCACCCCAGUUGUCACAAAGACAGUAGUAGUUGUAGUACUAAUCUCACUAGCGUAGGAGUGGACUCCAUCCGAUUGUAAAAGAGCUUUCGACGACGGACAAUAUUUAAAAAAACCACAAAAGACAAAAAAAAGAAGCGAUGUUAAAAAAUGUUUAAAGAUAUACAAACCAAUUUCAGAAAAAAAGAUGUGUAAAGACUAACUGCAAUUCCAAAGCUUGUAACCAAAAAUUAAAUGUUAGUUGAUUGUUUUCCCAUAUCAACAUGCUGGUUUUAGUUUAUUUCAGCUCCAGUAUAUAUAGUGUGACAUCAUUCUCUGCAGCUAAGUUUUGGAUGCUUUACAGCAAUGGACUGCCUCAAAUGUUGUUCUGAUGCUCCCCCCGGUCAUUGUUGAAAAAUGCAAACUUAUUUGUAUGAAUCGUCCCUACUUAAUAGCACAUAAACAAAAAGCCAGUAUGUACUGUAUGGGAGAAUAGUCUUACAUUUACAGUUUUUCUUGCUAUCUAAGCGUUCAAAUACCAAUGGCUUGCUAAAAUAAUGAAAAUAAUGUAAUGUCUAUUUUAUUCUCAGGUCAACAGGUCACAACCCCUUUUCUGUUACAGAAAUUUGUUUUAUACUUUGUUCAUUUCUAGCAGAAGAAAAAAAGGUUUUUUUCACUGUUGAUUUAACAGGCAGAAAGUAUUAAAAAGAGAGAAGAUAAUAUUAAGGCAUAGCUUUCUGGGGAUUCAAAAAGGGUAGUUGAUCUGCUGAUUUAAAAAAUUUAAAGUCCUUUUAAAGGGGGUAAUGAAUACUCUCGACUAUGCCCAGUCACAGAGAGCAUUGCAAACUCGCUGGGGAGGGGGGAUUUUUUUAAAAAGAAAAAAAACUUUCUGUAUUUAUGAUAGAUAUGAAAAAUUUUGGUGUUAAGUAGAUUGUUGCAUUGGAAAUGAAUUUAAACAGUAUGGUAGAUUUAAAAACAAUAAUCUUUGUGUACAUUUAGCUUUUGUAUUGUCCAACUUAAAGGCGCUUCAUUUGAUGUUGUCUUGGUCAUUCCGAUAGAUUAGAUUAAGGAGCAGCAACUCAUCUAUAUAUAUUUUCUGUCCUUUCCUCCGCUUCUUGACUUGUGUUCUCCCGACUGCCGCUGGCAGGUUUAUUUCCGAUGUUUCUUUCCCCCUUAUUUAUUUCUUGUUGUUUUUUUUUCUUUCAUAUUUGGUUGACACGAAAGUGACAAAUGGAAAAAAAAUGUUUUUUGAAACAUUGAAGAAAUAUGUAAUCACAUUUGUGUUACCUUUGUGCACUUAAGACGGUCUGGUUCCUCUCUCUCUGCCCCUUUGUGUUCCACGCUUCCGUCCUUAACAAUCCCCCUCAAUGCAUUUGUAGAUAUGGAGAAAGUUAUUGCUCCUUCACUACUACAAUGUGGACCCUUUGUUUUACAUGUAGUGUGGCUGCAGUCUCUUUUCUAAGUUUUAUUUUAUUUGUUUUUUUUUUCCUUUCUUUUUUCGUCGUAGAUGAAAAUGAAAAAAGAAUAAUAAUAAUAAUUCUCACGCUUUAAAACGAAAAAGGAAAUCCAAAGACGAAACACUCACCGUUGGUGCAUAAAGACGAGAAAAGAGGCUUCUUUAUACUUGAGAAUUUGUUGCUGUUUUUAAGGAUAAGAAAACAGUUUUAAAAUAAAGGAGUACACAUCAAAGUUGCCGUUUUUGCUUCCUUACAAGCAGACAGGUGACUUUAUAUGUAAAAUAACAAGAAUACCAAAAACCAAAAAGGACUUGCGUCCUUGCAUUGUGGAGUAGCACCAUGACGGAGCCAUUGUAGUUUGUAAGAUAAAGGUUAAAAAAGCUCUUUGUUUAACUUUUCUGUCACACACAAAAGUCAAUUUUUUUAAGGAAAUGUAUAAGGUCUGGUCUUUGAGGACAUAAGUUUUGCUGCUAAUGUAGUUUUUGAAAAAAAUACCUAGAUGCAUGCUCAUUUUGCUUUUUGGCUAAGCUUUAACAGAAACAAUAAACCAUUUUUUCCUGCCUCUGCUAUUUUUUUUCUUUGUGCAAAAACGGAACUUUGAAGACUGUGAAUAUAUGUUCCAAAGGACAGUUUGGCUGACUUAUUUUUUAAUUUUGUUUUGAACAGACCAAUGUCAAAAGCCAAUGAUCUAUAUUAUUUGUACAGAACAGUGCAUUCCAAAUACCACAUUGAAAGUUAUUUUCCCCUUUUUCAGAGCAAGGACUGAUUAUUUUAUUGAUUUUAAUUACAUUUUUAUUCUGUUUUCUUCACGUUGACUGUAAGCUGUUGUCUCAGUUUGAAAUUGUGGGUUGCAAAACAAAUGGACUCUUGGACUUCCUUCAUGAUAGUUCUGGUUGGGGGGGGUUCCCCCCCACCCGGACGGGAAAGGUCGUUGCUCACUUGAAAUCGUAAUAGUGGUCACCAAAACGUGUUUGUAACACCCAUUUUGUUCUGACUUUGUCUGUUUUCAUGAGUUGUUCGGUGUCACCGCGACUUCGUUUCCUCCACGCUGAGAAAGCAGCGAGAGGCUAUAGGGCAGUUGGAUCUGGAGCUGCAGUCUCCUGUCACGCAAAGAGGUGAACGGGCGCGAUCCGCGUAUCGCGGGGGAAACACGCGCCCGCACACGCUGUCGUCCAGGAGUGUCGUCAUUCCUGACAUCAAAAAAUAGGGGAAAUUGGAAGAUUUUCCUCUAAGAAUAAAUAGAGCUAUUUCCUAUGCCUUUGUAUCCAAAGAGGUUGCUUGCUCCUCCCGUUUACAGUUACAGUACUCUCAUCGUUUAUAACGCCCCCCCCACACCACUAAAUAAAAAUAUAAAUGAAAACAAAUCUCUAACACCAAAGCGAAGGUGUGUUUAAUUCGCCGAGACUGCUUUUUUUGACCCCCCCAUGUAUAGCUUUUUGCUAAGGUAAAAUGUUGCAGCCCGUUGGAAGGUGUGUUUGAAAGUGUUACGUCAAGCUGAGCGAUGCAAUUCGGUGUUACUUCCUGCAACCAUGGAUAUCACACUGGUCUGAUCUGUAGAGAUUUCCACUUAAAUCAGUUUCUUUACGAUAUUGUUGAUACACUUAUUUUUUUAUUAAUUCUGAUGCUGUACAGUUUACUCUGAAUGCUAUUGCUUUAUUUUGGUUUCCAGGUAAUGUCAAAUAAUGACAUUAUUUUCAUAUAGCUUUGUAUGUUAUUUCGGUUUCUGUAUAUUAUUUUCCCAUAUAAAUUAACAUUUAACACUAGCUUCUAUUUUUUUUUUUUUUUUACCUUUAUGUUAUGACCUGGCCACUUUAUGGUGUAAUAUUGUUCCUGUAUUUGUUUUUUCAACACUGUUCCAUUCAUAUUUUUAAAGUGUAUUUUGUUUGGGCUCUUCAGAAGAAUAGCCAGUUCAAGAUUUUCAGAUUAUACUUGGUCAGCAUGGACAUGUGUGUGUGUGUGUGUGUCUGUGUGUGUGUGUCUGUGUCUGUGUGUGUGCGCGUUUAAGAGCCAGCAUUUGUUUUUUAUUCUAUUUUAUUAUAAUUAUUUUAUUUCAUACUAUUUCAAGCACCAGAAGUACUGAACUGCAGAGCUGGAUUAAAAAAACAGCAGGAUAGUGUUUGCUAAGAUAUUAAAGGCAUACAGUAGGUUGUCAUACUAUGGAAGAUAGUGACUACAAAGCACUGAGUAUUUUCUGUUCUAAUUAAGUGUAUGAAUGUGGCCAAAAGCUUAUGCAGUUGUUAGCAAAACAGAAGCCUAAAGCCGUUUCCCUUCGCAUCUAAUUGUGACAGAACUACAGAAAGGCAUUGGAAAUGGGGGAAGCAUCAGCGCUUAUUGACAUACUUGAGUCUGACGGACAUCUUUACAAAGGAAGAAAAACAAGGUAUUGCAGUAGAGGUCAUCUUUCUGCCCACUGUGAAAAUAAACGUAUAUACAGAUAUAUAUUAAAAAAAGACAUCUUUUUUGUUUAUAAGAAAAUAAAAGGAAUUUGGACUUUCUGCCAAACGGGAAGGCUAUCUCGUGGUGUUGGGUACAGCGGAGAAGCCUUCAGCAGGUUAUGGCUGCCCUUUUGUCAAGCUCACUGCUGGGCGGAAGGCGAACUCCAUCAUGGGGGUGUGGACUAUGGAAAUGGAGAGAGAUCUGAAAAAGCUGGACUCUAGUAGCUGGAGCCGGCCCUCCUCUCCCCCGUCCCACUCCCAUGCUGCGUCCACGCUCCAAACCAAACUGGAUGGGUGACGGAACAUUCACUGCUACUUCCCCAGUCUGUAACACUGCAGCCUGUUCUCCCUCCCCUGUUCCUUCUUUUGCCUGUCCCACUGAUUGACAGGCAGCACCGUCCAAUCACAUAGCAGCUGACUCUCUUCUCAUGGAGUCGACCAGUCUCUUUGCGGCGUAGAGACACGUCCUGGAAUAAGGGGGAGGGGUUUUCAUAGGCUGUCAUUCCAAAUGAAGCGGUUUCAAAAAAAAAAAAAAAAAAAAAACAAAAACAAACAAAGCAACACAACCAAAAUUAACAACCAAACUAGAAAAAAAAAACAACCAAACCAUUUUCUCUAAUUUCAGAGGUAAACUGUUACAUGGAUCCCCAGAUCCUCUUAUUUCUCCUGGUGCCACAAUAUUUUUUAAGGCAUUUUCUUCGGUUUAAUUUUUCUGUUUGGUUUCUUGAAUUUCACUCCUCUGUGGAGUGCCUCAUGGAUGGCUCUCUGGCUAUAGUCAGCCCACCUGAGGGUAGAAAAUACAGCCUUGCAAUGUACAAAAAAAAGAGCAAGUUAAACCAAAAAUGUUGUUCUUGAUGUCUUUUCUAUACUGUAGUCUUGUUAGCUUUUUUUUGUUACUGUAAUUAUAUGAUGAAGAUUUCCAAACUGUACCAAAUGACAUGGAGACUAACAUACAAAAACCACAUGGAACUUCAGACUUUUAAAGAGAAACCUUUUGUCACAAAACCUUGUUGUCCUAGUUAAGUUGAUUGUAGAUGGUAAUUGAAUAUAAUCCUUUGAAAAUAUUUCAUCAAGUAUGUUUCUUGCUCAUUGUGAUACAUUAAAAAAGUAUGAGCAAACCAGA